Messenger RNA from Dentiscutata erythropus, 1014 nucleotides. Lineage: Eukaryota; Fungi; Glomeromycota; Glomeromycetes; Diversisporales; Gigasporaceae. The record is from the annotation of a GenBank genome assembly.
AUGGCAAUUGAAUUAUACGGCCAAAAAGAUAAAGAAGAACUUGAUGCAUUAAAUAUCUCGAUUGAGCAAGCAGAAGACGAUAUUAAAAAAUUAAAGCGAUAUAAAGAAAAUAUUAAUAAUGCUAUUAUUCCCAUGCUUAAAAGGAUGCAAGAUGGCAUUAAUAAUAUAGAAAACGAAAUAGACCAAAAAUCUCAUGUUUUUCUUGAUCUAACUAAAUGGCAAGUACAAACUUCAUUAAAAGAUAUCAAAUAUGAAAUUCGGCAAAUCUCUAAAGGAUUCGAUAUACAAUAUGAUGUAAUUCAUUAUAUGGAAAGGUUGGAUGAAGGAAUAACUACUCUUAUCAAUAUAUAUGAUCGUAUACAAGACUAUUAUGAUCAAGCGAAGCUUGCUAAUUAUAUUGCACAUAUUUAUUCCCCGAUAAUGACUGAAAUAGAGGAUGAAGAACUAGACAAUGCUAUUAACGAAUUAAAACGAGAAAUAAGAACUAACAUUAUAUUUGGACAUUUUAAAAGAGCUACAAGCGCAUUCAAGCAAUGGCAAAUAAAAGAUCUAGAUCUAAAAGUUAAAGAAAACAAGACAAUUACUAAUGAUAAUGAUAUCCCUUUGAUAAAUACUGUCUUUAACAAUGAAAAUAAAACAUCACGACCAUUUAUUGUGUGGAAAAAUAAAAAUUACAGCCAAGAAAUAUCAAAGUUGCUAAAUGGAGAUGAAGUAACUAUAAAGGCAGAUAUAAUAAAAAGCGAUCCUAGUAAAAAUGUAAUCAAAUUUAAUGAGAUAGGUAUUAGAUUCAAAUCAAUAAAUAAGACAAUACAAGAUAAUAUUGAUCGUGAGAUUGAAUACUUUGACGUUAAAAUGGUUCAUUUAGGCAACUCAUAUUAUAGAUAUGGAGAUAAGUACUACAUGAUAAUAAGUAAGAACCAAGAAAUUACUUAUAGUUUUGAAAAAGAGAAGGAUGACAGAAGCAAACCGGUUAGAAGAAAUAACGUAUAUGAUAAAAUUAAGAAGGAGAACUAA